CUUAAGGGACGGGAGCACGUGGGCCUGGAAGAAUGGCGCCGACACCCGCCCGGCAAAGCCCUCUCCAAAGUGGGAACGAGGACCGCCGCGGUGCUUGCCCAGUUCCCCGAAGCCCCCCAAGCCCGACUCGGUCAGGAGAACGCUCCUUAACCCCUAGGCUCACCGGCCGGGGAGGCGCCAAUGGGCGGAGUCAAGGGCCGGAAGUGCCCCGGAGGGCCGGCCUCCCCGCGAAAACCGCCGGCCGGAACUGCCAGGAGGUCCCGCCCCCAGGCGGAACUCCGGGUUGCUGGGCAACCGAAGUGGGCGCCUUCGGGUGGCUCGGUGUUCCCUGGAACAAGCAGAGUGUCGCUCCCACCUCUUGUCCUGGCAACCUCGCGCCCCGCCCGCCUUCCUUCUUGCCGCCUCUCCUUGCGUCGCGGAAUCCCUGCCCUUGGCACUACGCACACGUCUCCGGCUCCCACUACCACUUAGCGCCCACCUGCUUGAAAGCCAGUCUCCACCGGAAGCGAAGCGGCCCGGCCCCAGGCGUGGCUUCCAGGCUCACAGACCGCACCUCCCCAGCCAUGGGCACCUACACCUACACCAGCCGGCCCCGGGCCCUGCCCUGCCAGCGCCGCCGUUACCGGGACAGCACAAUGCAGCCAGCUGAAGAACCUAUGCAUUAUGGAAACAUAAUGUAUGACAGAAGGGUGAUCCGAGGCAAUACUUAUGCUCUACAGACAGGACCACUGCCUGGGCAGCCUGAUCCUAUAGAGGUUCAGAGACAGCAGCAGGCUAAGAGGAGGGCUCUUGCCAGAAAACGAGCCCAAGAACAGCUCAGACCACGAACCCCCGAACCCGUGGAAGGCAGAAAGCACGUGGAUGUGCAAACAGAAAUAUACCUUGAAGAAAUUGCUGACCGCAUAAUAGAAGUUGAUAUGGAAUGCCAAACAGAUGCAUUUUUGGACAGACCACCAACACCACUCUUUAUUCCUGCCAAAACUGGCAAAGAUGUGGCCACCCAAAUACUAGAAGGAGAGCUCUUUGACUUUGAUCUUGAAGUAAAACCAAUGUUAGAAGUUCUGGUGGGAAAGACCAUUGAGCAGGCACUUCUGGAAGUAAUGGAAGAAGAAGAGUUGGCUAACCUGCGGGCCAGCCAGCAUGCAUAUGAGGAGUUACGCAGUGUUGAAUUAGCUGAAGUUCAGCGACUUGAAGAGCAAGAGAGACGGCACAGAGAAGAAAAGGAGCGGCGUAAGCAGCAGCAGUGGGAGGUGGUCUACAAGCACAAGGAGACCUCGCAGAAAGUGGCCGCUCGGGCGUUCGCGCAGCGCUACCUGGCGGACCUCCUCCCAUCCGUGUUUGGCAGUCUCAGGGACGGUGGCUACUUCUACGAUCCCAUUGAAAGAGAUAUUGAGAUAGGAUUCCUUCCAUGGCUAAUGAAUGAAGUUGACAAAACCAUGGAAUACAGUAUGGUGGGAAGGACAGUCCUUGAUAUGUUGAUCCGUGAGGUGGUUGAGAAGAGACUGUCUAUGUACAAGCAUAAGGAGGACCAGCCCCCAUAUGUGAAGCCCGAGGAUGGCCUCGGUGGCCCUGGGGCGAUGGGAGAACCACUGAUGGAUGAUGAAUUCCAUGAACAAAGUACAUCACAGCCACAGAGGCCCCUUUCGGACAGAGACUCCCUGCAAAGAACACCAAGCGAUGGAAAGUAUAUGGAGAACGUGUCAUCCCAAGAAAGGAAGCUUCUGGAAGGAGAGGAUAAACAAACAAUAAGGAAAACCUCAGGGAGAGAACUAUUGCAACCAGGCGGAGCCUUCGAGCCAUGACACCACUCAGCGGCCAGUCAGCAUUGCGAGCAAUCAGGUAACAAUGCGCAGGUCCCCUCAGGUUAUGGAAAUUAUGUUGUAUUUACCCAACAUGUCUUUUUGUCUCAUGGACUGGGCAAAUCAAAUAUGUUGAAAUAAUAAAACUAAUUAAAAAUGAAA
This is a messenger RNA of Callorhinus ursinus (northern fur seal), 1961 nucleotides long. It is a transcript of the gene RSPH3, whose product is annotated as radial spoke head 3. The record is from RefSeq and is a predicted model, not a curated record. Gene Ontology annotation, cellular component: cilium. NCBI's taxonomy places the organism in Eukaryota, Metazoa, Chordata, Mammalia, Carnivora, Otariidae.